Messenger RNA from Cucurbita pepo subsp. pepo (vegetable marrow), 1002 nucleotides. NCBI's taxonomy places the organism in Eukaryota, Viridiplantae, Streptophyta, Magnoliopsida, Cucurbitales, Cucurbitaceae. The record is from RefSeq and is a predicted model, not a curated record.
CGGACGUUAUUCCCCAUUUUCUUCGCGGGAAAUUGAUUGCUGUGAUUUCGUUUCGCUAGUCAAUCGGCACGAGAAUUUCUUAGAUCCAGGCGGUACAAACCGUGCGAUACAGCGCUGUAAUCAACCGGAGUGCUCGGGGUUCGGCCUACCAUGAUACGUGCGGUGAUAGUGAUGAAUACCCAGGGCAAGCCUCGGUUUGCUAAGUNUUUUUUUUUUUUGCCCGUCGAGAAGCAGCAGGAGCUCAUUCGCAGCGUCCAUGGAGUACUUUGCAGUCGAGCUGAGAACGUGAGCAAUUUCGUCGAGGCGGAGUCCAUCUUCGGUCCGGACUCUCGUCUUGUAUACAAACACUUCGCAACUCUUUAUUUCGUGUUUGUCUUUAACAGUUCUGAGAAUGAGCUUGCCAUGCUUGACCUGAUCCAAGUUUUUGUAGAAACAUUGGACAAGUGCUUCAAAAAUGUAUGUGAGCUCGACUUAGUGUUCAACUACACCAAGAUGCAUUCUAUUUUGGAUGAAAUCAUUUCUGGUGGUCAAGUGCUAGAGACUAGUUCUGCUGAAGUGGUGAAGGCUGUUGAAGAAAUAUCCAAGUUAGAAACAGCCUCGAAUUCUAUCAACUUUGUCUCCAAAACAGUUUCUGGUUGGCGGGGUUGAGUUUGCUGUUUAAAGCGAGCUGGUUAAGCGAUUCAGCAUGCAUUCCUUUGAUGCCUUGCCUUCAAAUUAUUACUCGAUCUGUUGUGUUGGCUAUGACUGAUUACUUGGAUAGACAAGUCAACAAGCUAUCUUACUCAUGGACGACACAUUUGGCUCAUUAAUUCCCCCUAGAACAUAUAGAUUGAUCAGAAAAAUUUCAGAUGCCUGCUGAGUAUGCAACAGGGUUUGAUCGAAUCAAAAGAUUCCUAGGAAUAGAAAACCUAACGGCUUGGUUCGGGUCUCUGUUAUUCUGUAUUAAUCAAUCAUAUUGAUUGAAUAUUGAGUUUAUAAAGGUGAAUGCUUCAUUGAGGUUUC